AGGAGGCCAAGUUGUCUAACAGAACCACAGCCUGGGUGAUGACGACAAACUAGGUCGAAACGUCACAAGCUGUGCUUUUUUAUUUUUUGCACAGCUGAGAUUGCGCACUAUACAGGUACCAGGCACGACAAAACGGCUACACAGUUAUAUUAAAAUCGCCCCAUUUCUAAGCAGUUUCUAUAGUGUAGAGACCCACUCAGCUUGUUGCACUUGCAGACAGCAUACACACACACACACACACACACACACAUCGCGGGAUGGUACAGUGGCUGAAUUGAUCUGACUCACAUUUUAUGAAGGUUUUUUUUUCCCCCUUUUUAUUUGUAGAAAUAUUGUGCGCACUAGAUAAAAACACAGAGAACAGCCGACGACGUUUGGCAUUUGAUGCGGCUUUGACUGGUUCCAGGUCAUGGGAGACAGACACGGAUUCCUGUGUGGGGUUGUGGAAGGUUUCUAUGGCAGGCCCUGGUCUAUGGAGCAGAGGAAGGUUCUUUUCCAGUGGAUGGAGAAGUGGGGUCUCAACACUUACCUGUACGGACCCAAGGAUGACCUGAAGCACCGCCUGCUCUGGAGAGAGAUGUACUCAGCAGAGGAAGCAGCUCAGUUGAAGACCCUGGUACAGGCUGCAGGCUCUCGUGGCCUCCGGUUUGUGUACGCUCUCUCGCCCGGCCAGGACAUCAUCUUCUCCAGCUCGUGUGACGUGGGGCUGAUGAAACGCAAACUGAGGCAGGUGGCGGGGUUCGGCUGCCAGGCCUUCGCCAUCCUGUUUGACGACAUCGACCACUCCCUUUGCCAGGCGGACAAAGAAGCCUUCUCCUCAUUCGCUCAUGCAGAGGUCUCAGUAGCCAAUGAGAUUUUCCACUACUUGGAGAAACCUGACAUCUUCCUUUUCUGCCCCACAGAGUACUGCGACACUCUCUGUUAUCCUAGUCUGUCCAAAUCCACCUACCUGAGGACAGUGGGGGAGGAGCUGCACCCUGACAUUGGGGUCGUGUGGACAGGUACGAAGGUGAUCUCUAGGGAGCUGUCGGUGGAGUCCCUGGCUGGGGUGGAGGAGGUGCUGCGGAGGCGCCCACUCAUCUGGGAUAACCUCCAUGCCAACGACUACGACUCCAAGCGCGUGUUCCUCGGCCCCUUCAAGGGGCGCUCCGCCCGCCUGGUCCCCUGUCUGCGAGGCCUGCUGCUCAACCCCAACUGUGAGUUCGAGGCCAACUUCAUUGCACUGCACACCCUGGCCAGCUGGUACCGGAGCGGCUCCUGCUGCACUGACACAGGUUUCAACCGGCAGAACAUCCCUUGUACAACAACAGAGGAUCAGCAGCAGGAGAAGGAGACAUGUGAGAGUGAGAAGGGGAAGCAGACAGAGACACAAGCGCACAAGGAGGGGUCUCUGCAGUCACUGUACUGCCCAGAGGAGGCGCUGAGUCGAGCUAUACAGGACUGGAUGGAGGAGAUAGCCAAGCCACUGCAACCAGGAAGACAAAUCCGUCAAGUGGAGAAACAAUCACCAGUGAAUAACACUGAAUCAAAGAGGUUCCCUGAAGGUGCAGAUCCUGGGCAGGAGCCUGACAAAAUCACAAGAGGGAGCAAUCACAAACUACCCCAGGGUGCUCACAAGAACAGCCCCCCCAGCAGCCUCUCCUCCCCUUCCUCUCCUGCUCAACAGGGAGAGACCGGGCCAGGGGGCGGCAUAGAGCCGGGGGAAGAGGAGAGGGGCAAGGCAGAGCAGCAGAGUUUACUCAACUGGGGUGAGACAAGCAAUGAGAAAGAGAGGCAGAGCGAUGGCGUGGAGGAGGAAGGAGAGAGGGAGAGGCUAUUGAAGGAGAAGGGGUGCAGGGGAGAAGUACAGGCCUGCGAGCCCCUCACCCCAGCCCAGGUUAGGAUGCUGGUGGGGCUGUACUACCUGCCCCACGAACACGGGGUAGAGGGGCAGAGGCUCCUGAAGGACUUCCAGUGGCUGAACAGCAAAAGCGACUGUGUCAGCGUCAAUGUCAAGAAGAGUGAGCCCAGGAAGGCGGAAGAGUGGCGGUCCCGCGCGCUCCAGUUCCAGCUGGCCUGUGACGGUAUCUCCCGGCUGCACAGCUGCUUCAUCAGCUCCUCUAACCGGGCCGUGCUGUACGACCUGUACCCCUACCUGUGGGACCUGCGCAACACGCUGCUGGUGGCCAAGGCCUUUGUCAUGUGGCUGGAUGGGCGGGUGCUGUGUGACCACUACUCCUUCAGUUCCUGGAGGAACUGCUUUCACUGGUGUCGUAGCAACGCCUCGGUGGACUUGCUGGGGGAGUCGGAGCCCUGGGUCUUCAAGGGGGGCAUUGCUGGAGAGUUACAGAUGAUGCUGCCGAUGGGAACGAAUAUCGAACUGUUCACCCACCCGCCCCCCGUCUUCCCGUCCACCAAACUCUACAGCAUUCGCCCCUUCCUCCCGAGGGACAAGGUGGAGCUGUAUCGGAUCUGCAGACUGCUUCACUGUAAAACCAGAGGUGGGCCUGAUGCCUCGCAGUGCCACCCUGACCUCGUUGGGGAUAGACUGCUGGGCGCGGCCCUGAGUCUGAGCCCUGAGUACUGCUUCGUCCUGGAGGAGGAGGAGGAGCUGUGUGGCUAUGCCCUGGGAGUGAUGGACAUCAAGACUUUCCACAAGAAGUGUGAGGCCACCUGGCUACCGGCCAUGAGGGAGAAAUACCCCAAACCCACCGCCACCACUGCCCCUGGCCGGACACUCACACAGCAGGUGGAAAACGGAAGAAGUGAGACAGUGAGACAGCAAAGAGGGAUUGACUUGCGGAAGAAACUAUUAAUAUUGCUUAAGGGAAGGUAACAUUAUUUAUACAUGUAUGCUCUAAAGAAAAAGUUAACAGAUUUGAAAACGAGAUUUAGGCUUCUGUGGGGCUGUGAUGUGCAUUUUCGGGUUUCAACUUGACCCUAUUUUGAUUUUAGAUUCUUGUAAUUUCGUUAAAUUCUGGUUUUCUUUAGCCCAUCCUUUGCUUGAUCGGGGUGAAUACGGCAUUAUUUAAAUUAUCAUUUAAACACCAAAAAAAAGAAAACUGCAGGAGUGGGUUGAGCCAGCGCUGUAGAAAGCUGCGCUGUGUUUGAGGAGGUGUAGUGUUGCAAGGAUGGUUCUGCUGCUGCCUCCUCAUUUUUCCCACACCAGUGUUUACUCUAAACACUUCUUUGAAGGCCCAGGUGUUCCUCAGCGUGACCUGGGGAGUGUAGUGCUCCAUUUGCUUUGAUUGUACAUGCUGUUUCUUAUUUUCACUGGUGAAGACAUGAGCCAGAAUGUUUGUUUGAUAUUGCUAGAACUGUAGACUGCACUGCUAGUCUGCCAUGUCGAGUGGAGCUGUUUCUGUACAUCCAGUGACCUAAUCCAAGAUGCCUCCUUUUGUGUAUUAGUUGUCUUUUAAAGUGUUUGCAGCUCACAAAAUAAUUUCAUAAAUCUUAGCUGCCGAGUACUUUCAUUCGCUAUAUACUGUACAGUAGGUCUCAAAUGUACAGUUUUGAAAGAAAAACAUGGCACUGUAAAGUCUCUGCAAGCCCUGCUUUCAGGUAGUGUUCUGUAUGCUGCUUCCCCUAUUUACUUUUAGCCAACAGCAUGCUUUGGCCCUGAAGACAUCAUUCAGGUGGGGAGCGCGGACUGUCAGUAAGGGGGGCAUGACUGUGACUAAAGGGGCAGUUUUAUAAAAAAUAUAAAACCUAUUUUUUUUUAAGGAUAGAACAUUUUAAAUAAAUACAUAAAUGACAAUUUGUCAGGAUGUGCGUGGUGAAAUGCAGAAAGGGAAUGUCCACACCAAGGUCAAACAAAAACCGUGCUUUUAUUAUUUUAAAAAGCUGUCGGUCAAAAUAAUAGUCACCCCUUCUCCAAGAAUGGUAUCAGGGGGAAAAGAAAAAGACAACAGUCUCAAAACAAAAAUACAAUGACGCCCCUGUCUGAGAGCAAUGCCUUCCUCAUUUGCUUAUGUUCUUAAAUAGAGACAUAGUUUAACAAACCAUCCAGUAGAAACAUCUAUAAUUCUAAAGACACAGGACAGCUUACCCUGUCUAUUAGAAACAGCUAAUUGUAAAGAUUAAAUAAAUCCCAAUCUAGUUCUAGAAAACAGGACUUGUGCAGUGUUGUAGUGGUAUGCUUUAGUGGGUAAAACGAGCUGACGUGUUCCUGUGUGGUGUUUAGUUACUUUGUGUUCUUGUGCACCUGCAGGUGGAGCUGUGUUAUGUGUGUGCAGAUUCAGUUUAGCACAUCAAUGCAAAAAAAUAUAUAUAUAUUUAUAUAAAGAACAAUAAAAUGCCAAUUGAAUUAAUUUCAAAAUCAUUGUCGUGCAUGAGUGCAACAUAUUGAAAGAGGAAUGUACGAUGAGAUCAUGAAAAAUAAAAUAAUUCAACCUCUUCUUAUACUUGAUAUACACCUUCUCAUGUGACUACCUGAUAAUUAAUUAAUUGUCCAGUAAAAUAUAGAUGCAAUGCAAAGCUGAGUUAAAAUGUGAUGCAGAAAAUAAUAAUAAAAGUCCUUGGAUGGAUGCUGAGAAGAGAAGAGGUGGGCAGUAACAACGUAAGUUUCUUUUGUAUGAUUUUAAACAACAGGCAGCUCCAAAUGCAGUUUAACUGUCCUAUGAACUUUGUAUAAUGUUUGCAGUCACUCUGAGUGAGUAUCUAAGUGCUGUUUAUCAAACAAUGGGCUUCAUUGACAUUUUCAUACAGCCAGAGUAAGGUGCUUCAAGCUGUGUUGAAAUUGUCAGUGUAACGGUGUGAGGCUGAGCGCAAACCGGCGACCCCGCACAUCGUAAACAAGCAUCGGAACCACAAUGCAAAAGAGCCAGCCUUGUGUGCAUUCAUGGUUUUCGACCCUUUUCAUCUCAUCUGACUGACGGGACAGAAUUCGUAACAGCAGUGUAUCACACAGCACUGCCAGGUACACUCCUGCCCCUUUAGCCUCACCUCAGCUCUCUUUAGCCUAGUAUAGUAUAGUACUCUGCAUAUCUUUGAAGAACAGGUGGAUAUCUAGUGGGGUCAAACAAAGAAGGGGUCCACAAACCAGAAGGGUUUAAGGCAGUGUGCUUUUGAGAAUAACACAAAAGAUGCAACAAUGUGAAGCAUUGACAGUAAGUAAGUUGAGUGUAAAUCUAAAACAAAGCUGCGCUGUGCUUGAGGCGGCGUGGCAUUGCGAGGAUGGUUCUGCUGCUGCCACCAGUGUUUACUGUAAACACUUCUAUGAAGGCCCAGGUGUUCCUCAGCUGCUGCAGCGUGGCCUGGGGGAGUUUAGUGCUCCAUUUGCUUUUCCUGUACAUCCUGUUUCUUAUUUUCACUGGUGAAGCCAGAGUGUUUGUUUGAUAUUGCUAGAACUGUAGACUGCACUGCUAGUCUGCCAUGUCGAGUGGAGCUGUUUCUGUACAUCCAGUGACCUAAUCCAAGAUGCCUCCUUUUGUGUAUUAGUUGUCUUUUAAAGUGUUUGCAGCUCACAAAAUAAUUUCAUAAAUCUUAGCUGCCGAGUACUUUCAUUCGCUAUAUACUGUACAGUAGGUCUCAAAUGUACAGUUUUGAAAGAAAAACAUGGCACUGUAAAGUCUCUGCAAGCCCUGCUUUCAGGUAGUGUCCUGUAUGCUGCUUCCCCUAUUUACUUUUAGCCAACAGCAUGCUUUAGCCCUGAAGACAUCAUUCAGGCGGGGAGCGCGGAGAGUCAGGAAGGGGGGCGUGACUGUGACUAAAGAGGCAGUUCUGCAAAAAAAAGAAAACAAUUUUUUUUUUUAAGGAUAGAACAUUUUAAAUAAACAUAUAAAUGACAGCUACCGGUAAUUAGUCCAAGUUCUUACCUUUCAAAUGAGCCGGUGGCACGGGAGAACAGAUCCCCGCACAUGAAUAGGGGGCAGGGCGGAGCCCUGCUGUAAAACGUAUGCAGUGCACAUUUCACCCGAGUACCUGUGUGUGUUGUCUGUCAGUAUCUGUUCUGGGAACGUCAGCAACAACAUCACCACUCAGCCGCCCUGUCACAGAGCCGUUGACGAUCACUCUAGGACUUGUACAACUGGAGAAAUUAUGUUUGAAGUGGCGAGUGUGUCAGUGAAACUGCAGUGAACAGAAACGAAAUGACGACUACCAAGUAUGGGGCGACAAGUGUAAAAAAAAAAAAAAAAAAGAUGUGUAUGUUGAUUUUGUGAUACGCUUAUGUAUUUAGCUAGAUCUGGACAUUUUGAGGUUACAUGCUUAAAAAAGGGGGGCAGCAUAUAAAAAGCAUAUAAAAAGCACACCACUGACCUAGGGGAAGUGUAACAGAUUUCCUGAGAGUAAGGCAUGGAAACUUGAGAACUUCCCUUAACCUAAAAGUACAAGAAUUAAAUUUGCAAUGUGCAUUUAAAACCAUGUUGCUAAUAGUAAGUGCAAAACAUAAGAUGUAUGGAUAUAUUUAUUUUUGUUAGCUACAGUCACUUCAAAUAUAUAUGUAUGAAUGGAUUGAAUGGAGCAGGUGCUGCAGAUGAAUGGAGUGUGUCUGGACCCCGUUCUCCCUGUGUUUCAUCCUCUUGUUGAUGAAUCUCUUUUGCCGAACUCUCUGGU
This is a messenger RNA of Acipenser ruthenus (sterlet), 6534 nucleotides long. Its product is annotated as protein O-GlcNAcase. Lineage: Eukaryota; Metazoa; Chordata; Actinopteri; Acipenseriformes; Acipenseridae. Gene Ontology annotation, biological process: glycoprotein metabolic process. The transcript is spliced from 17 exons. Gene Ontology annotation, molecular function: beta-N-acetylglucosaminidase activity. The record is from RefSeq and is a predicted model, not a curated record. Bases 410 to 2815 code for a protein of 801 amino acids.